CAUGAUGACAGUGUAGGUCAGUGGUGUGUUGCUGCAGGAUCAAUUCAUCAUCGCAAAUAUACUAAUUCUUCUCUUUGUUGCAGCGAGAAAUCAGCUGUUAGUCACAGCAUCACAUGGCUUCAUCCUGUAGCUGCAAAACAAGUUCACAUUCAUGGAACCCUCGCUUCCUUCGCCGUUUCUGGAACUCCCGCUGAUUGCACUUCUCUCGUAAUUUCCAAAGCGCUCUUUCCUAUAAUUCCCGAUCUGGUAGUCAGUGGCAUUAAUAAGGGUAGCAACUGCGGCUAUCAUAUUGUUUAUUCAGGCACUGUAGCUGGAGCUCGAGAGGCCUUCUUCAAUGAUAUCCCUUCUAUCUCUAUUUCAUAUGAUUGGGUUGAAGGAAAGAGUAAUCCACAUGACUUUGCCCUAGCUGCAGGAGUUUGCAUUCCAAUCAUAAGCGCUCUACUGGUUGAGAUAAAGAAUCAAAGUUACCCUGGAAGAUGUUUUUUGAAUAUAGACGUGCCAAACAAUGUUGCGAACCAUAAGGUAUAUUGCAAUUAGUUUUGCAACUUAUAUGUUUAGUUUGUGAAUUAGAGUUAAAUGGUUCUUUUAAUUUAAUAUACAUGGUAGGA
Lathyrus oleraceus (garden pea) is the source of this 608-nucleotide messenger RNA. RefSeq lists its product as uncharacterized. The transcript has 5 exons. Gene Ontology annotation, molecular function: nucleotidase activity. The record is from RefSeq and is a predicted model, not a curated record. The annotation marks the transcript as partial. Lineage: Eukaryota; Viridiplantae; Streptophyta; Magnoliopsida; Fabales; Fabaceae. Gene Ontology annotation, cellular component: cytosol.